This is a messenger RNA of Racocetra fulgida, 367 nucleotides long. The record is from the annotation of a GenBank genome assembly. Lineage: Eukaryota; Fungi; Glomeromycota; Glomeromycetes; Diversisporales; Gigasporaceae.
UGGUCACCAUCUGAUAAAUACUUUGCCAGAGUAACGCAAGGACAACAAGGACAGCAAGGACAACAAAUACUUUCGGUAUAUGAAACACCUAGUAUGGGACUAGUUGGUAAUAAAAGUAUCAAAAUUGAAGGUUUAGUUGAUUUUGAAUGGGCUCCCGCCUCUGAUAAAGAAAAGGAAAAGGAUAAACAUUCAGGAGAUAAGAAGCAAAGAGAGGAACUCCUUAGUUACUGGACACCAGAAAUUGGAAAUCAGCCUGCUCGUGUGACCUUAUUAAACAUUCCAUCGAAAGAAAUUUCGACAUUCUCUAAUCUCGAAAUCUUUAGGGUUCGUGAAAAAGAUAUUCCAGUUGAAGUUAUCGAAGUUAAAG